AUGAACCUACUAAGCUUAAACGAUUUUUUGGCUCUGAUAGAGUCUUUCCCUAAAAGAGAUCUUCUAAGCCCUCAAGAAGCUUCAAAGCUUCUCCUUAUCAUUACUGAGCUUCUCGUUGACCAUAAUGUGGAACCAGCUUUGCUCAAGUUUUUAAGCAGAUUUUUAACUCAACAGUCAUAUGAUGACAUUGUGGAGGAGAGGAAUAUAGAGCAUGAAUGUGGUUACAUACUAUGCAACAAUGCACCUCAACAGAGAGUUCGUCGAUUAUCGGCUAACGGUAAUGGUACCAUUUCAGCGUCGUUGAAUGAUCCUACAGCUUCGACGAAAUUUCAAAUAUAUAACAGAAAGCCUUCAAUGAUUCUUCCAAACACUUACUUAAGCCAGUAUUGUUGCAAGGAGCACUACCAAGCAUCAUUAUUCUAUCGAAAUCAACUUUCUAGUGAGGCCAUGUUUGCGAGAAAAGAUAUUUUGAUUGCAUCUCCAUUCCCACCGAAUUAUCCUUCGACUUGGUAUGAAAACGGAAUCACAUGUUUAGAGGAAGUGCUAGCAAAGCAUGCUGAGUUAAAGGGGCAAGGAAAGACUUUGAGUGAUGUGAUCACCAUGAUGAAUGGUCUUAGUAUGGCCGAUGGCCACCCUAGUGAUGAAACGAAUGAUUUAAUUAAAUUGGUGGAAGAUUUUCAGAUAAUUGAGAGAGAUGGUGAUACAAACGAUGAUGACAAUGAAUUAAACGACUAUGACAAUUAUGACAAGAAUAAGCUUUCAAAAUCUACCGAUGAUUAUCUUACUAGCAAUAAAAGCUUUGGAGGCUAUGUAGUAUAA
Molecule: messenger RNA, 819 nt
Organism: Priceomyces carsonii
Lineage: Eukaryota; Fungi; Ascomycota; Pichiomycetes; Serinales; Debaryomycetaceae
Product: RNA polymerase II subunit B1 CTD phosphatase
Exons: 1
Coding region: 1-819 (272 amino acids)
Cellular component (GO): nucleus; cytoplasm
Molecular function (GO): RNA polymerase II CTD heptapeptide repeat phosphatase activity; RNA polymerase core enzyme binding
Source: RefSeq, a predicted model, not a curated record